AUGUCGAGUAUCCUGAGGACUGCCCUUGUUAGUGCUGGUCCUGCCUGCCGCAUUGGCAUUCUUCACUCUGGGUUGAACCUAGCCCCUAAAUUAGGAACUACGUUCGCAACACGAGCGCUCAUUCAUACUGGUCAACCAAACAACAACUCAUUGACAGGGAAACGAAUCAAUGAAGAAUCGCCCACAGGAACAGAGGGCUUCCAUCUCAAAGACUCGGCUGCAUCUAAGCAGGGUCUGACUACUCCUGAUGCAGUUAGCACAUUACCACCCACUAUCGUCCGAGGCGAUUGGGUUCUAUUUCAUCCUGUAUACUCUCAGGAGGAGAUCAAAGCAGUCGAGGUUCUCCAAAAGGAAGCGAAAACCAUAUCGGACAAAAUUGCAUACCAUCUUGUCAGGUUGACAAGAUGGGGAUUUGAUCUAGUGUCUGGUUACAAACACAAGCCGAUCCCUGCUGAUAGCAAGAUGUCCCUCGAAGAACUCAGAAAGGGCGGAUAUAUCUUGGAUGAGAAGGCGUGGUUAAGUCGCAUCCUUUUCUUGGAGACAGUUGCCGGAGUGCCCGGAAUGGUGGCGGCGAUGCUCCGCCACCUCACCAGCCUGCGUCUCAUGCGUCGAGACUCCGGUUGGAUACAUACCUUGCUGGAGGAAGCCGAGAAUGAAAGAAUGCAUCUAAUGACCUUUAUGACCUUGCGAAGACCUUCAUUAUUUUUCCGAGGCCUGGUUUUAGGGGCGCAGGGCGUGUUUUUUAACUUAUUUUUCUUAUCCUACAUAAUAUCGCCCCGCACAUGUCAUCGAUUUGUUGCAUACUUAGAGGAAGAAGCCGUUUUAACCUAUACUCGUUGUAUCAAGGACAUCGAAUCUGGGCGUCUACCUGAAUGGAGCAAUAUGCCUGCUCCGGAGAUUGCCAAAGACUAUUGGCGUCUAGACCCUAGCGCCAACCUACUUGACGUCAUUUACGCUGUACGGUCUGAUGAAUCUACGCACCGUUUCGUGAAUCACAGUUUUGCCAACCUGAAUACCGAGACUGACGUAAACCCUUUCGCCAUCCGGGAACCAGACAUGCUUGUCAAAGGGCGCAAGCUUGGAUUCUCGAGGGAGGAAGCCGAACAGUACGUGCAGGAGUCGCAUCAAAUGCUGGAGCACGGUAAAGCCGACUCGAAGUAA
Suillus fuscotomentosus is the source of this 1161-nucleotide messenger RNA. RefSeq names its product AOX, alternative oxidase mitochondrial precursor. Lineage: Eukaryota; Fungi; Basidiomycota; Agaricomycetes; Boletales; Suillaceae. Gene Ontology annotation, molecular function: alternative oxidase activity. Gene Ontology annotation, biological process: alternative respiration. The transcript has 10 exons. Gene Ontology annotation, cellular component: mitochondrion. The coding region runs from base 1 to 1161 and encodes 386 amino acids. The record is from RefSeq and is a predicted model, not a curated record.